Messenger RNA from Xenia sp. Carnegie-2017, 3086 nucleotides. RefSeq names its product anillin-like. Gene Ontology annotation, cellular component: actomyosin contractile ring. The record is from RefSeq and is a predicted model, not a curated record. The transcript has 20 exons. Gene Ontology annotation, biological process: septin ring organization; mitotic cytokinesis; actomyosin contractile ring assembly. The coding region runs from base 174 to 2993 and encodes 939 amino acids. Lineage: Eukaryota; Metazoa; Cnidaria; Anthozoa; Malacalcyonacea; Xeniidae.
UGGUAUCGACUUUUUGCCGCAAAUUUUUGACAAUAUGAUUCGGGUGUUUUUGUCAUGUGACUCCUCCCGCCUUCCAUUCAAAAUUUCGAAAUUCGAAUAUUUCGCGACCAACGAACUUGAUCUUCAACAUCGAAAAUCGAUCGAUGUGUUUUGGUUUACGUUUUCUGGAAUAAAUGGAUCCGUUCACCGAGAAACUUUUAGCACGAACGCAAGCAAGAAAAGCUGCACUUGCAAAGAAACGCGAGGAAGUGGCAAGUCGCAGUCCCGUGGUUACCCCUCGCCGACCAUUAGCAGAGAAGAACCCUAAAAAUCCUGGUGAAGUUGUCGCCCCAACACAAGAGCAACCAACAGUGACGUCACCCUCAGUUGUUGUGAAAACUACUGAAACAUUUGCACCCAAAACUGUUGUUUUUGAGAAGCUUGCCAAACAAGUUAGCCUACAGCAAAAAGAAUGCUUCAAUGAACUGGGAGAGGCAAAAAAUACAUUGAAACCCACACCAAAAAAACGAGAGGUGGUGAAAAGUGGAGAAGCAAGCUUAGAUAGGUUGUGCUCUGAUGAACCAAAGCUAAAGAAAGUUUUGAUAGAUGAAGUUGGCAAAGUGGAAAGUCCAUCAGUUAAGGACCGAACAGCAUUAUACAUGAAGCAGGUGUUAGAAGAUUCAAAUACAUCAAUCAAAGAAAAACUAGUUCUUCAACAGUCAAGAUCUAGUUUAGCAGGUGGACGUUUCUUCAAUGAUCCCCGUGCUGUAGAGGUUGAAGCUUCCAAAUCUGUGAUAAAAGAAAACAAGACUCCUGUAAAGCCACCUCGUGCAGCAGUUGCGGGCAAGGUUGUUAAAUCUCUCCUCUCUACAACCUCCGAGAGCAACAUUUCUGGAGAAGCUACCGAGAAGCAACUCUGCUCCGAUCAAAAUGCUCCACCAGUUAAACCACCCAGGACUCAAAAUAUUGAGAGCAAAGAUGUGAUAAAAUCAAAGACAUCCAGCGUUGCAAUCAAUUUGAAACGUCAGGCACCGCUGCCACCAAAUGAUUUUGGCUCAGUUAACAGUCCGAAAAAAGCGACUAAACUUCCAAAUGAAAAUGAGAGCUUCAAAUUGUGCUUUUCAAAAUCUGAAACGAGUCAAGCCUGCGAUGUACCUUCUAUCUCAGUGCAACCAUCGUCCCCACAACGUUGCAACCAUGACAAUGGUGAUCCAGAUGCAAACAAGGCAAAGAAUGCUGAUGACGUCGAGAUGACACAAUCCAAUAAAGAUACUGUGGCGCUAACUAACGAUCAACUAAUUGUAACAUCUGACGGCACUGUGCAACAACAACACAACAGCGACUGUAACAACAACAGCAACGUUUCCACAACCGAUAGAAGCACAUCAAAGAAGAAGAGCGAGAAGGAGUUGUUGACACACAUAUCAUCAAAGACAAAUCUCGACCUGGACUCAUCAAUGAAUCCUCACGAAAUCACUUUCAAUAUUUCCAUGACUGAAUUUGAUGAAGCUCUUCAAGAGGAAAAGAAGGUCAUGUUUCAAACGACAUAUGAUGAAAGCAUCAAAAAAGCAGAACAACAACAGUUGGAAAACGUAUCUCGUGACAACGAACCAGUAGCUGAUAGUUUAGACACAGCGAAUCCUGUCUUGUCCAUAUUCAAAGGAGUUAAGAAAUCCUGCUAUAACAGCGACCAAUAUGCUACAACUGUUACACCAAAGAAAGCUACUCUCGGUAAAACAGGAAAUUCCUCUUCUCAUGAAAAAGUACAGAUGUUGCUUGAAGAAGCGGCUUGCCAGCAAAACAUCGUGCUUCAGGCAAGUCAAGCUAUCAACACUUGUCUUGCUCUAUAUGAUGGACAAAAUACUGGAAGUUCUGAGGAAAUAGAAGCUGAGAGGUUGCUGCGAUUUUCUACUGAGCGACGUACAGCCUGUUUGGAGGAAGUUCAAAAAUUGAAAAGUAUGGAUAAAGACGAUACAAUCUCGAUAAAAAGUGUUGAUGUUACUACCACUACUAGAGUGUCCAAUGCCACCCUCAAAAUAUCAAAAAUCAAAAUUCCAGUUGAUAAGAAAAUUCUUCGCAGUGAAAAUGUAUCAGAGCAAUAUAUGCAUAGUUUUAUUUGCAUCGUGAAACACACUCCAAAACAGAUGUUUUGCACAAAAGCAGUUUCUUCGAGCGAAUUGAAGAAUGGCCAUAUCGUCUUCGAUGACAAAUUUGAAAUUAAAAAUGUGAAACCAUCCUUCUCUUUGACCAUCCAUGUCUUCGUUCUGAAAUCUCACUUGCACGCUUCGGCACUUCAAAAUAAGAACAGGAAGAAAAGUGUCAUGGGCAAGUCAGUUUUGGAUUCCCCGAAAAUCAAGCAAAUCAUAGGCAACACGAAAAAAGGAAACGAUAACGCAUUUCAAGGAAUGACGCCAGGUUCUUCUCCUGGGCCAGUAUUUCGUACCAGCGGUUUUACUCUUGCGUCCACGACUGAAGUUAACUUAGAGAACAUCAACUCUCCUAAUCACACUAUGCAUUUGACUCAAGAAAAAUCCAUUUUGAAUGGAGUCCUCAAUAUCAGUAUAGAAUGCAAACCAGAAUAUACAAACCAAGCGAGAGGAUUUUUGACUAUAUUUGAGGAUGUUGGUGGAUUAGGCGAUUGGCUACGUUAUUGGUGUGUACUUGAUGGUUGUGUUUUGAACUAUUGGAAAUAUCCCGACGAUGAUCUCAUUAAGCCACCGCUUGGAUUCAUUGAUCUUGGACUGUGCGUAAGCGAGUCUGUUACGAUUGUUCCCAGGGAUAUAUGCGCUCGACCUCAUACGAUGCAGAUGAUCUUGGAGAAACCGAUGACGGCCACCGACCGAGAGUCGUUGAUAGCAGUGAACGCUGACGGCAAAAUGCUGAUAAAGUACAUGCUAGCAGCUGAUACCAAGGCCGACAAGAUGACAUGGCUAAAUACUAUCAAUGAUUCCCUUGAGGAUCGGAGAGCUUGGCAUUCAAUGAUGAAUGUGAAGCAGCGAGCACAAUCUGUUUAAAAUCAAUUCCCUAAUGCAUAAAUGUUAUAGUAACACUGAAAAACAAUUUAAAAGGUGUAAAGAUUAACUGCUAUAUAAAUAAGGGAAGAUAAA